Molecule: messenger RNA, 3205 nt
Organism: Anolis sagrei ordinatus
Lineage: Eukaryota; Metazoa; Chordata; Lepidosauria; Squamata; Anolidae
Gene: PHOSPHO1
Product: phosphoethanolamine/phosphocholine phosphatase 1
Biological process (GO): bone mineralization involved in bone maturation
Molecular function (GO): phosphatase activity
Source: RefSeq, a predicted model, not a curated record
CUCCCUCCCCUUCGGCUUUGCAGAGGUAUGGAAAGCCGGAGGAGAACAACACCGACGGAGACCGGGAAGGGAGGGAUCUUGCUUGCCUCUUUCCCCCUGCAAUGCCCUGAAAGGUCCGGGCUGCUCAUGGAUGCUCUCUCUUGCUGCUGCGGGUCUCUUCCCCUUUUGAUCUGAGCCCAGGCGCCGCUCCGAUUGGCUGCCUCCCUUGUGACGUCUGUAGGCUGCGGUGGUCCCUAUGUAGCCAAGCCUUGAGUUGCCUCCGUCCCCUUCCAGACCAGCACCAAAGGGAGAAGGGUGCAGGGAAGCGGGGGGAAGCUCGGCUCCUGCUUCCGUCUUUCCUUUCUCCUUUCCCCCCCUUUCCCGCCCCGAUCCUCCUUGAGAGGAGGGGAAAGGGGGGCAAAAACUCCUUCCCUCCCCCGCAGUCGUGAGGCAAGACCCACCUCCAAGAGCCAUGCAGCCCGCAAAGUUGGAAACCUAAGCUGAAACUACAUCUCCCUCUCUCUUCCUCUCCUUCCCCUCUUCCUUGCUUUUGCACAACCGGGAUCCGCUCCAAGGACGCACGGUUCUGUGCCAUUCUCCACAAAGUGAGUGGCAACCAUUGGGUCUGGAAUGGCAAGAUAGGCUUUGUACUGCAGCCUCAAGAUAAAACCAGCAAGACACAAGUGUGAAGCUAAGAGGCCCCAUGCAAAGAAAGUGUUAACUCCUAGGGAAUGUGCCAUUUGGGCAACUAGAACGCUGAAGAUGAAAAGGUGCUUUGAAGGUGUUGGGCUGCGGUGUUUCCUUCAGGAUGGGAGCAUGGCUGCCACCGCAAUGCAGAAAAACCUCCUUGUUUUUGACUUUGAUGAGACCAUCGUAAACGAGAACAGCGAUGACUCCAUCCUCCAGGUUGCUCCGGGGAAACAACUUCCGGAGUCGAUACGCCAAACCUUUCGAGAGGGAUCGUAUAAUGAAUACAUGCAGCGUGUCUUGAAGUACAUGGGAGAUCAAGGAGUGAAGAUGGCCGACUUCAAGGCAGUCUAUGAGAAGAUCCCACUUUCUCCUGGCAUGCGGGACCUCUUCCAGUUUCUCUCCAAGCAGCAGGACCACUUUGAAAUCAUCCUCAUCUCUGAUGCCAACAUGUUUGGCAUUGAAUGUGCCUUAAGGGCUGCUGGUGCCUAUUCCCUCUUCCGUAAGAUCUUCAGCAACCCUUCUAGCUUUGACAAGAGAGGCUACUUCACCUUGGGGCCCUACCACUCGCACAAUUGCCCACGAUGCCCAGCAAACAUGUGCAAACACAAGAUCUUGACGGAGUACCUGGCAGAGAGGGCUCGGGAGGGAGCCAGGUUCGAGCGGGUCUUCUAUGUUGGAGAUGGAGCCAAUGACUUCUGCCCUUCCACCGCUCUGAGAUCAAGUGAUGUUGCAUUCCCAAGGAAAGGCUAUCCCAUGCACCAGCUCAUCCUGGAGGUAGAUAAAAAUCAACCUGGGACCUACCAGGCCACCGUUGUCCCUUGGGACUCAGCCAUAGAAAUUUGCUGCUACCUUCAAGACGCUCUGAAGAAAAAAUGUUGAGGGAGGAGAGGACUUGGGAGAAGAAAAUGCUGCUUUUCAUCCACCCCCUGCAAGCAGUUCAGAAAAAUCUGAACAAUUAACAUCACACUUCUCUCAUGCUUGUCUUAACUCUGGGUUUUCUUCUUCCCAUUUCUCAAACUCUGGUCUCUGGAUAUUCCUUUCCUUCGGUCCUGAGACAAGAGCUUUCUAUGCAGUUAAGCAAUCCAUUCAAGGAAGGGUGGGUGGAUGCUUUAGCCAUUUAAAUUUUUCCCCCUCCAUGUUUUUAAAAGCUUACUUUAGCAUUCCCUAAUAUCAUGUAUCUCUUCUAUCUCAAAUUACUCAUCAGAAGCACUUUGGUGAGGGCAUGGUUUCUGUUUCCACCAAUGCACUUAACAGUUGGAGAUUAUGGGACUGUACUAGGAAAAAUUUUAAGGACUCCAUUCUCUCUGCAAAGCAAAAUGCUCCCCAAAAUCUCCCCCAGAGUCAUAAGGAAUUUUGCCAUGUUUAGUUCCGACUCUGGGCUACGAGAGACCUUUUUUACCGCAGGAAGUUAUCCAGAAGUCACUUUCAGAUCACUUCUUGUUUUUAAUAAGUGUCUCCUGGCCCCUAAAAUAGCCCACGCUUUCUUCCAUGUUAAAAUUGUAUACUUAACCCCCCUAGAGCAGAGCUUUCCAAACAUUUCAGGUUUGUGACAUACUUUUUAGCCAUGCAUCAUUUUGCGACACAGUAAUUCAGUUUUACUGCAAAGUAUUAGAAACCCCCUGGUGGUGCAGCGGGUUAAACCACUGAGCUGCUGAACUUGAUCAAAAGGUUGGCAAUUCGAAUCCAUGGAGCAGGAAGAGCUUCAGCUCUUAGCCUCAGCUUCUGCCAACCUAGCAGUUCGAAAACAUGCAAAUGUGAGUAGAUGAAUAGGUACUGCUCCCGCAAGAAGGUAAUGGCGCUCCAUGCAGUCAUGCCAGCCACAUGGCUCUUCGGCUUAGAAAUGGAGAUGAGCACCACGCCCCAGAGUCAGACACGACUAGACUUAAUGUCAAGGGGAAACCUUUACCUUACCUUUUAGUAGAGAUAUAGACCCAUACAGAAAUUGUAAUAAUGAACAUAUCCCAUAAAAACUUCAUUUAUAUUUUUUAAAAUAUAUGAUUUGUAAGAUAAUAACAUACAUUUCCAAGGUUUUUGUCCUUUCCUGUUGCAUUCACAUGACACACCUACACACUACAGUCGAUACACUAAUGUGUCACGAUGCAUAGUUUAGAAAGCUGUGUCCUAUAGAACUUUGGGGACAAUUGAAAAAAAAUGAGCCUCUGAAUCAGGCAUAGAAAAACUUUGGCUCGCCUGGGGUUUUGGACUUCUACUCCCACAAUUCUUAACAGCCUCAGGCCCCUUCCCAUUUUCCCCUCAGCCGCUUAAGUUUUACCUACUCUGGAUACAUGGCCAGAGUAUCUUCUGUAUGGCUCCAGAAGAUUCUAGGACAUCCAAUUCUCUAAAGCAGUGGUUCUCAACCUGUGGGUCCCCAGAUAUUUUGGCCUUCAACUCCCAUAAAUCCUAACAACUGGUAAAGUGGCUGGGAUUUCUGGAAGUUGUAGGCCAAAACACCUGGGGACCCACAGGUUGAGAACCACUGCUCUAAAACAUGGUGCUCCAUGACACCUUGGUAUAGUAAACAAUGCAAAGACUGUAA